Molecule: messenger RNA, 1488 nt
Organism: Thlaspi arvense
Lineage: Eukaryota; Viridiplantae; Streptophyta; Magnoliopsida; Brassicales; Brassicaceae
Source: the annotation of a GenBank genome assembly
AGGAAAACAAAAACAAAACUCAUAGAUUUUUCCAUAUAUCAUGUCUUCCUCAAGGGGCUCUAUCAUGGGUGUUCUUAGCAUGAAGGGUGGAGAUGGAGAACACAGUUAUGCAAAUAAUUCUGAGGCGCAGAAAAGUAUUAAUUCCGAUGCAAAACUGGCGGUGGCAGAAGAUGUAAAGGAAAUGAUAGUGGAGAUGGGUUUUCCUGGUUGCAUCAAAGUGGCAGACUUGGGAUGUUCUUCCGGGGAAAACACGUUCUUGGUCAUGUCCGAAAUCGUCAACACGAUCAUAGCAUCAUACCAACAAAAAGGACAAAACCCACCAGAGAUAGAUUGUUGUCUGAACGAUCUUCCAGAUAACGACUUCAACACUACUUUCAAAUUGAUCCCUUCUUUCCACGAGAAGCUGAAGAUGGAUGUUAAAGAAAUGUGUUUCGUCUCGGGAGUCCCAGGCUCAUUCUACUCUAGACUUUUCCCAAGCAAGUCUCUUCAUUUUGUUCAUUCAUCUUUUAGUCUCCAUUGGCUCUCAAAAGUUCCUGAUGGGCUUGAGGAAAACAAGACGAACGUGUAUCUUAGAAGUCCAUGCCCUCCAAAUGUGUACAAGAGUUAUUUGGCUCAGUUCAAGAAUGAUUUCUCAUUGUUUCUAAGAAUGCGUGCGGAAGAGACAGUGCCUAAUGGACGCAUGGCUCUCACUUUAGUGGGCAGAAAGGCUUUGGAUCCUCUAUCCAGAGAUUGUUUCCAAAAUUGGUCGUUGUUAACUGAUGCCCUCCUCGACUUGGUUUCUGAGGGGAUUUUAAAGGAAUCAGAUGUAGAAUCUUUCAACUUGCCGUUUUACAAUCCAGACGAAAAUGAGGUGAAGGAAGUAAUCGCAAACGAAGGCUCUUUUGAGAUCAACAAUUUUGAGACAAUUUUUGGUCUUCUCUUUUCAUACAAAACUGGUCGUACUGAAGUGAAAGAUGAUGAUGGUGUGGACCAACCACGUGCAUUUGAAGCCGCUAGUAAGAGGGCCAAAUUCAUAAGAUCCCUCGUUGAACCGAUGCUUGCUGCUCAUUUUGGAGACGCCAUUAUUGAUCGUCUGUUCGACAAGUAUACCUACCAUUUAGCCCAACGUUACGAUACUUUGCGCAACAAACCAACUGUUAAUUUCUUCGUUUCGUUAAUUAGGAAGUAACAUGCAUUCGAUCGGAUGCUUGAUGCUUCUAAUAAUUGAUGAAACAAUAAAGACGAUGUGAUUGAUGAGUACGCAAACCUUUUUUUUUAAGAGAGAAAAACAUAAAACGAUAUUAAUGAUCCUUGGAUGGAUCAUCAAUUUGGCCAGAAAAGCCAAUUAGAACGUCAAGUAUUGUGUGAUUUUUUUUUUUUUUUUAUAUUUUUGUUUUAUGAAUAUCUUAAUUUCUGUGAAGCUGUGUAUGUGCAGUUCUAAACAACAUUUAUGCUUUGGACACCAGUUAUAUAUAUCCUGGUUGUUGCAAUAUAACCCUAUGGAUCAAA